Molecule: messenger RNA, 1665 nt
Organism: Solanum verrucosum
Lineage: Eukaryota; Viridiplantae; Streptophyta; Magnoliopsida; Solanales; Solanaceae
Product: proline dehydrogenase 2, mitochondrial-like
Exons: 4
Coding region: 111-1592 (493 amino acids)
Cellular component (GO): mitochondrion
Molecular function (GO): FAD binding; proline dehydrogenase activity
Source: RefSeq, a predicted model, not a curated record
AAACCAAACUUGACUUUGACUAAUGAAACUCUAUAAAUAUCAUGCAACAUUUCAAACGUUACACAUACUUUAUUAGAAUUUAGAGACAAGCAAAAAAAUUCAUUAAUUACAUGGCAAACAAAGUUGUAUGUCCAAAGGUUUUUCAUGACCUCCGACGAUUCGCUCGAUGUCUAAACACGGCUCCGGUUGUCCCACCGAUGAAUUUCACCGGCAACUAUGGUUCUACUGUAACAACACCGACGUUACAACCUACGGACCAAAUAUUAGCCGAUCCUGAGAAAAAAGUGAUCAAUUUUGAUGAUGUGAAGGAGUUGUUUACGGGUGUAUCGACCUUGAAGUUGAUUAGAUCAUCGUUGACACUUCAAAUGGCGUCCAUCGAGUCGAUGGUUGACCUAGGUGUGUGGGUAAUGAAUUCGAAAUUCAUGCAUAUGCCAAUAUUCAAGGAGGUAAUACUAGGGUUUGUUAAAAGUACAUUCUAUGAACAUUUUUGUGCUGGAAAAGACUUGAUUGAAGUACGAAAGACGGUUAGUAAGUUGUCUAACGUUGGUUUAAAAGGCAUGCUUGAUUAUGGUGUGGAACAUGCCACGGAGAAUGAGUCUUGUGAUCAGAGUAUGAAAGUUUUUCUUCAAACAGCCGAAUUGGCCAAGUCUCUUCCAUCCUCAUCUGUCAGUUUUGUGGUAGUAAAGAUAACUGCAAUUUGUACACCAAAGCUGCUCAAAAGAAUGAGUGAUUUGCUUAGAUGGGAACAAAAAGAUCCUUCAUUGAAUCUCCCAUGGAAGCAAAAGACGCUUCCACUUUUCGCCAAAUCGAGUCCUUUUUAUCACACGUUGAAAAGACCAGAACCUCUAACGGUCGAUGAAGAGCGUGAUCUACAAUUAGCUCAUGAUAGACUUGAGAAAAUUUGCAAGAAAUGCUUGGAACUUGAUGUUGAGUUACUAAUUGAUGCUGAAGAUACAGCUAUUCAACCCGCAAUUGAUUACUUUGCAUAUUCAGCAGCAAUUAAGUAUCACAAAGACGAUCAUCCUUUGAUAUUCGGAACAAUUCAAGCUUACUUAAAAGACUCCAAGGAACGUAUGAUCAUCGCAAAAAAGGCAGCAGAGAAAAUUGGAGUUCCUAUGGGAUUUAAGCUUGUAAGAGGUGCUUAUAUGUCAAGUGAAAAUGAAUUGGCUUCAAGUUUAGGAUUCAAAUCUCCGAUUCACGAUAGCAUUCAACAAACACAUAAUUGUUACAAUUCUUGUGCUGAAUUUAUGCUUGAUGAAAUCGCUAAUGGUUCAGGAGCUGUUGUUCUUGCAACUCAUAACAUUGAGUCAGGAAAACUUGCUGCAUCCAAGGCGAUAGAUUUAGGGAUUAGAAAGGAUGGUAAAAAGCUCCAAUUUGCUCAGCUAUAUGGUAUGGCAGAAGGGCUUUCAUUUGGGCUGAGAAAUGCAGGAUUUCAAGUGAGCAAAUAUUUACCAUUUGGACCUGUAGAACAAGUUAUGCCUUACCUUAUUAGAAGAGCUGAAGAAAACAGAGGUCUUUUGUCUACAUCUGCCUUCGAUAGACAACUCAUGAGGAAGGAAUUAAUCAGGAGAUUUGAUGUGGCAACUUCAUGAAUCUUGAGAACUAUUGGAAGUGUAUAUAAGAUAUAACUAGUAUUGCUACGAAUAAAUCGAACUUGUAACAGAG